CAAUUUCUGAAAAUUUUUAUUUUACAAAUUAAAUAUUUUGAAUACGCUCAAGUGAGAACACAUAAAGACACUGUUCAGAACCAGCUACUCACUUGGUGACGGCUACGGCGAUAUCGUACACGGGCAGUCUUCGUUCUUUAAACAGCAAACAUGGGAUCGGAAAAGAAGAAUGUUUACGAUUUCAUGGUCACGGCAAACAGACCGUUCAGUGGUAACGACGUGUUUUCAAAUUUACAGCGACAGGGUAUCGGAAAGUCGGCCGUGGAAAAAGCGCUCGAUCAGUUGGUGAAGGAAAAUAAGAUCUUCAUGAAGUUGAACGGCAAGCAGAAGAUUUACUGUGUAGUGCAGCCAGACUCAACGGCGGAAGACCAAAAGGAAAUUCAAUCGAUCGACGAGGAAUUGGUGAAAAUUACCGAGGCACUACGUGAAGUCGAGCGCAAGUAUAAACAAUCCGAAAUCGAAGUAAAAACGCUCCAGAGCACCUGCAGUAUCGAGGAAAUAAAAAGCAAGGUGUCCGAGACCGAAAAAAUCAUUUUAGAACUAAAAUCGCAUUUGGAAAAAAUGUCUAAAACAGGUGGUAACGUGGUGUCGUUAAAGGAUAGAGAAAAGGUGAAGAAGGAAUACGAAACGGUUACUAAAGAGUAUAGGAAACGCAAACGCAUGUGUACAGACAUAUUGGACUCGAUCUUGGAGAACUGUCCGAAACCGAAAAAAGCUCUUUUCGAAGAAAUCGGAAUCGAAACCGACGAGAGUGUCGCCAUGCCAGCACUGUGAGCGCAACCGCCGGAUUGAAAAUAUUAUUAUUAUUUUAAUUUUAUAUGUCUAUAAUGUUUAAACUCUGUUUACCCGUGAUAUUAUGAUUCCCGCGAUGCUUAUACGUAUUUUCGGGCCCUUGAGUAAUCUGUACCUGAGGUCCACACCGUUCCAGAAGGACACAAAGUAACGUUUAAUCUGUACAUUGUCUCCUCCGUGCAACCUGUAUACAAAUCACAAAAUGGUUUUAUUUAAAAUGUACCAUAGUUAUUAUUUGUUUGAAUAAACCAUUAUAAUAUUAUGUUAA
Aphis gossypii (cotton aphid) is the source of this 1060-nucleotide messenger RNA. Its product is annotated as transmembrane protein 14C. The coding region runs from base 151 to 774 and encodes 207 amino acids. The record is from RefSeq and is a predicted model, not a curated record. The transcript has 3 exons. Lineage: Eukaryota; Metazoa; Arthropoda; Insecta; Hemiptera; Aphididae. Gene Ontology annotation, cellular component: condensed nuclear chromosome; mitochondrial membrane; DNA recombinase auxiliary factor complex. Gene Ontology annotation, biological process: regulation of heme biosynthetic process; meiotic joint molecule formation; meiotic strand invasion involved in reciprocal meiotic recombination. Gene Ontology annotation, molecular function: double-stranded DNA binding; recombinase activator activity.